Messenger RNA from Aplysia californica (California sea hare), 756 nucleotides. RefSeq lists its product as uncharacterized. Lineage: Eukaryota; Metazoa; Mollusca; Gastropoda; Aplysiida; Aplysiidae. Bases 104 to 700 code for a protein of 198 amino acids. The record is from RefSeq and is a predicted model, not a curated record. The transcript is spliced from 3 exons.
UCUGGAUACGGGACAACAAAAAAAAAGAAAGCAAACACAAAAAGGAACUCAUGGUCUUUCACUGUGUGACAGUAUUGAGAACUGAAAUGAACUCAAACUGUGAAUGAGUGAACCAGUUUAUGCGCAUGUUUGCAUUGAUUGUAUUCCUGUUUUAAUUAUGAUUGUUUUAUUCUAUCUUGUUGUCCAGACCAUACGCUCGUACCUCCGGCCCAACUGCGAAGUGGCCGGCCACAAGAGAAUGAAGAGCAGUCCGUACAUCCCUCUCAACGCCACGACCUAUGACGAGAUUGAGGUUACCAACCUUGGCUCUAGACAGGCUGCCAUCUGCCUCAAGGGCCAUACAGGACUGUACUAUCAGCCCGGCAUGGACAAAGAGACGGCAGUGACCAUUGGUCAAGCCCCCCAGGAGGAGGAAGAGCAGGAGGAAGAGUCUUCCUUUUUUUCCCGUUUGUCCAAGGAUCUGGUGAAGGGCCAGGUCAAGAAAAAGUCGGAUGUGGCUUCGUCUUUGACCAAGAUGUUCCCGGGACUGGCCACAGAGUUUUCUGGGGAGUCGUCACUAGAGGAAAGCAUGAAAACUACAGCCUUUGUGAAAGAGUGUGGCAAGACCCUGCGGUUUGACCAGGGCGACACUGUGACGAUAAGGCUGGACCCCAUCAAGGUACUACGUGUGUUUGUGUGUGGGUCAUGGAGUUGUCCCUGAAAGUGGCUUAUGUUUUGUAUGUUUUGUUGCAUAUGUUUGUUGCAUAUUUUUGUUGC